Messenger RNA from Lindgomyces ingoldianus, 654 nucleotides. RefSeq names its product acyl-CoA N-acyltransferase. Gene Ontology annotation, molecular function: acyltransferase activity, transferring groups other than amino-acyl groups. NCBI's taxonomy places the organism in Eukaryota, Fungi, Ascomycota, Dothideomycetes, Pleosporales, Lindgomycetaceae. The coding region runs from base 1 to 654 and encodes 217 amino acids. The record is from RefSeq and is a predicted model, not a curated record. The transcript has 3 exons.
AUGCCUUUCACAGUCGAAAAGUGCACCGAAGCAGAUCUCCCGCGGUUCUUCGAAAUUGUCUCCCUUGCCUUCCGUCAUGACCAUGAAUACAUCGACUCGGUGUUCCCUGACCAUGAUACCCCUGCUGGUCGAGAGGCCGGUGCUGAGCGUAUGCUCGCCACCAUGAAAGCAGACAUUAAUGCUAUCUUCUUGAAAGUGGUCAACGAUGAGAGGAAGAUCAUCGCAGCCGCUAAGUGGAACAUCUACGAUGGUGUUGUGCCCCCUAAGCCAGAACUGACAGGUGAUUACUGGAAAGACGGCGAUGAGAAGGAGUUCGCAAAACACAUGUUUGAUGGCUACCUUGUACCAAGGUGCCAGGACAUCAAGGAUUCUAGAGGAAAUCUUGCUACUUUGGACAUGCUCAUUGUGGAUCCGUAUUAUCAGCGUCAAGGUGCUGGCAGGAUGCUAGUGCAGUGGGGGACGGCUGUUGCAGACAGGCUUGGUGUUGAAGCGGUCGUCGAAGCUGGUGAUUAUGGCCGAGGACUCUAUGCUCAGGAGGGAUUUGAGGUUCUCGACAAAUAUGAGGUUCCCGUUCCAGAAAAGUGGGCUGCGCGAAGAAAGCAGUGGUUCUGGUGGAUGAAACGUCCAGCUCUAGCUCCCGCACCAAAGAACUAG